UUUAUACUGCACACUCUGCUUGUAGCUUGAACAGAGCCUGCUGCAAGAUACUCUGCUCGCAGGGGGACACAGAGACAAAAAAAUAUAGGGCCCCCUUUCUUAUGCUCCAUGCCCGUACCCUUCCCCCACCGCCGCAGCCCAAAAUGACUAACAUCCCCUCGAAGCGGGCUCAAGACCCCGAAGCCCUCUCCUCAUGCCUGCAAAUAUGGUUCAACUUUUUAUCCUAAACUUUAUCCCAUAUCCCUGAAAUUCUCUCACCCCCCCCCUCAACCGACCACCCUUCCCCAUCCCAACAAAAGAAGCCAGCCCCCAUCUCCGUCUUCUCCUCCGCACCCCUCUGAAUUUUAACCAAAAACCCCAGGAUUUUAGGGUGAGCGGGGCGACGACCGACCGACCGACCGACCGAACAACCAUCACCACCAAGCCUCCGAAAAAAACAAAACAACAUCAUGUUUUUAAAAGAGUUCCUCGCCUCCUUGUAUGUAAGGAUGCUGAUCACCCUUUGGAAUUUCUCCGUACUAUCGGCGCUGAGCCUGGAUCCCAUCUACUGGAACAGCUCGAAUAAAAGGUUUCAGGAUGCAGAGGGUUACGUCUUAUAUCCACAAAUUGGAGACCGAUUGGAUUUACUUUGCCCACGUUCCGAACCUCGUGGACCUUUCUCCUCAUCCCCCUAUGAAUACUACAAGCUUUAUCUGGUGGGAACAGAGGAAGAGGUAGUUACCUGCUCUGUCCUCCGGACGCCGAACCUCCUCCUCACCUGUGACCGGCCGGGACAAGACCUUCGCUUCACCAUCAAGUUCCAAGAGUACAGUCCCAACUUGUGGGGCCACGAGUUCAAGUCCCAUAGAGAUUACUACAUUAUAGCCACGUCGGAUAGUACUCCGGAGGGGCUGGAGAACCUCAGUGGGGGUGUCUGUAAGACCAAAGGAAUGAAGGUCACUUUAAAGGUUGGACAGAGUCCAGGUGGAGGGACUCACCCACGGAGGCCUUCACUUAAAGAUAAAGAUUCAAAUCUUUCUCCAUCUUCACCAAACCCGGACUCCCCUAAUUUUGCAGGAGACACAUCUGGCAAUGCCACCAAGACAGGAGAAAAUGGCCCCCUUCCUAAUUCCCACGUUCCUCUAGUGGCCGGGGCAGCAGGGGGCGCUGUCCUGCUCCUGUUGGUGUUUGGCGUGGUUGGAUGGGCCUGCCACAGACGCCGGCAAGCCAAGCACAGUGACACGCGGCAUCCCCCCCUCUCACUGGGCUCCAUUACCUCCCCUAAAAGAGGGGGUAACAACAACGGGCACGAGCCUAGCGACAUCAUCAUGCCACUGAGGCCUUCAGAAGGUGGCGCCUUCUGUCCCCACUAUGAGAAGGUCAGCGGAGACUAUGGACACCCGGUGUACAUUGUACAGGACAUGGCUAGCCAGAACCCCGCCAAUAUCUAUUACAAAGUAUGAAAGUCCGGCCAUCUGCGACUUCUUCUCCUAGUUUAUUUUUCCUUUAAAUUUUUUGUUCUUUUUUUUUUCUUUUUUUGGACGGAGGCUGGGGGCUCAGAGUAGGAGGGACGGAGGACAUAUUCGAAAGUGAAAGUUGCCUGGCCAAGCCCCCUUUGUGUGUGCACUUCACGUCCGCAUGCCUUCUUAUGUACUCCCUGAGAUGCAAAGCACAUCGCGAUUGGAGACAACGAAGGGCAUAGAGAGCAGACUUGGGCUGCUCCAGACCAUUGCCACCAGUGCGGACCCUGAACACAAACCGUUGCACUUGACCAGGAAACAGCAUCACUGAUCGAGAAAGACAUGCAAAAAAAAAGUUGCCAAAAAAACAAAAAUGGUUGAACUGCUGCCAAUGACGCCAGCAUGGUAUGGCGGCUCCAAAGGUUUAAUAGAUUAUUAGAGCUCGGUUUUAGGGUGGAUGCCUGCUGGUCGAAUCACCCCUAGAUAUUUGCUCCUCAUGGCAGUCACCAAGGGUCUCGCUCUUGCUGUUGGUUUUGCCAUCGUUCUGCCACGGCCAGAUCUUGGCAGCAAAACCAAUAAGAUUUAUUCUGCCAGCAUCCAUCUUUCUCCUUAAAACCAAUUUUGAGUGGAUCUAGCCUUUAAUCCCGAGACAGGGAACAAAGCCAGUAAAGCUGCCCCCAUGAACUGCAUUGUGCUCCAGUCAACGGCGCCUCGCGCAGGCACAGACGAAGGAACGAAAAAGUUAGCUGCCAUGGAGACAAAAUGGCUGCCACUCUGAUUUAUGUGGUGUGUGUGUGUUUUUUUUUUCUUAUUUUUCUUUUCUUUUUUUUUUUUUUCUUUUUUAAUCUCCAGCCCAAAGCCUUAAACAAUAGCCUAUACCAUCUCUGCCCCCUUUCCCCUACUGAUGUUUGCACAAAAGUCAAGUCAUGUUCUUUGAAUUUACGACUUCAAACCAAGAUUUACCCCUCCUUAAUAGACAACAUUUGAUGUAUUCGUCCGUUCUGCCUUGUGAAAAUAGGCAAAGGGGCUCCCCGCUGGUUAUACUUCUCAUUCUGAACCGCCGUUGUCGUUGUUGUCCUGUGUCACUGUUACCCACCGUGAGUCCUUUUUUUGUCCUCUUUUUUUCUUGUGUUUCCCCCCACCGGGAGUAAAAUCCCAAGCAAAAUAACCAGGUUGUAUAAGGAGAUAAGAAAACAAGAACCCCACGCAGAGAGAUUGGGCCCCGACGGUGCGCGCGCUGGGACAUGUUAAAAUAUGGCACCUCGGCUGGGGGCACGGGAGAGAAGAACGGGGAUGGUGGGGGGGAUGAAGAGGCAGAGAAAACGGAGCGUAAUUAAGCUAGGCCUCGUUGCCAUGGAGACAGAUUGGGACUACUCUCUCCCUUAGCGUCUCCCCCCCCCCUUUUUUUUCUCGUGUCUGCCUCUCUCCCUCGCUCUCUCCGCUAUGGCAUUAAAGUGUCGGUCGCCAGGGAGACAGAGAACGAAAAUGAGCGAUAAAAAAAAAACGAAGGGGGGAGAUUUAGUUUUUUUUUUUCAGCUCAACAUUAGAAAUAUAUUUGAAGAUGUCAGCUGAACAAGUAAAUACACUUGAUAAAAGAUGGGCCGUGCCGGGUAGGGGGGCCCAUUUUUCGACUUGACGACGGUCUCCAACUGCACCGGUCCCAGAUGAAAUCACAAGUCUGUGAAAAAAAAAAAGGAGCAGGUUUUUGUCUCCCACGCCAACCUGAGCCGCGACGGCUAUUGUUAAAAAUAUAUUAAAGAAAAUGUUACAUUUGCUCAAUAAAGCUUCUUUUGUUUGCGCUCUCAUGAACUAUUUUGAUAGGAAGUGACAGGUCUCCCUCGGAUUUCGGUGUCUCGGCUCGGUUCUUGCUGCGGGGGGGGGAUAAGAGGGACAGGCUUGAGCUUAAAACCCUUUUCAUUAAAGCCAGUUUUAGAUAGGGAAUAAUCUAUUUGAUGUAGCCUUCGCCCCUCGAUGUAUGGGGGCCUAAUCUCUUGUGCCAUUUAUAGAAUUGCGUUUUUUAGAUUGCUCUUUUCUUUUAUUUGUAACGCCGGGUGAAGGGAGGCCAGACACGGUGGGAUCUUUGCAAACAACGAACAUGUUUGAUAUGAUUGGACAGGUAAUGGUUGUCUAGGAAAACCUAUAUGUAGCAUUUGAGAAGCUUUGCCAAUCCUUUUUUCGCACGAUUUUUACCAGCACCAGCAAAGACGGCAUUAGGGCUAAAAUCUUUAUUCAAUGUGCGCCAAAUGUUUAUUCUUACAUUCAAACGCCGUUAUGAUGUAUGUUGUGAAUAUGGCAAAAUUUACUGAAUCAUAGCUUUUCCGAGUGAGUCAAUCCAGAUGUCAUUAAUUGUGGAGGUGCAAGUAAAGACGUUUUCCUAAACGCAA
Molecule: messenger RNA, 3823 nt
Organism: Rana temporaria (common frog)
Lineage: Eukaryota; Metazoa; Chordata; Amphibia; Anura; Ranidae
Gene: EFNB3
Product: ephrin B3
Exons: 5
Coding region: 450-1442 (330 amino acids)
Biological process (GO): axon guidance; ephrin receptor signaling pathway
Cellular component (GO): plasma membrane
Molecular function (GO): ephrin receptor binding
Source: RefSeq, a predicted model, not a curated record